UUUAGCGGGCGCCGGCGCCCGGAAGGUCAGCGUGUGAAGGAGGUGGUUGUUACGCGGGUCUCCCCACUAUUACAGAGGAGAAACGGGCGAGCACGCGAUCUCGGCCUGAAGCGGCGGGGAGAAGCAGACGGGCAGUUUGCUGCAACACCAUGGAGGGCGGCGGCGGAAGCGGCAACAAAACCACAGGGGGGUUGGCCGGCUUUUUCGGAGCCGGUGGAGCAGGCUACUCGCACGCGGAUUUGGCCGGAGUCCCGCUAACUGGUAUGAACCCUCUGUCUCCUUAUUUAAAUGUGGAUCCACGGUAUCUCGUGCAGGAUACAGAUGAGUUUAUUUUACCAACUGGAGCUAAUAAAACCCGGGGCAGAUUUGAACUGGCCUUCUUUACCAUUGGAGGAUGUUGUAUGACAGGGGCUGCAUUUGGGGCAAUGAAUGGUCUACGGCUAGGACUGAAGGAAACCCAGAACAUGGCCUGGUCCAAACCAAGAAAUGUACAGAUCUUGAAUAUGGUGACCAGGCAAGGGGCACUUUGGGCUAAUACUCUAGGUUCUCUGGCUUUGCUCUAUAGUGCAUUUGGUGUCAUCAUUGAAAAAACACGAGGUGCAGAAGAUGACCUCAACACAGUAGCAGCUGGAACCAUGACGGGCAUGUUGUAUAAAUGUACAGCCCCUGGCAACCACCAUUCUACUUUCUAUCUCUCUGAAUUUGACUGCUUUAGGUACCUCACGUGGUCUUCGAGGGGUGGCACGAGGCGGCCUGGCAGGACUAACCCUUACGAGCCUCUACGCGAUAUAUAAUAACUGGGAGCACAUGAGAGGCUCCUUGCUCCAACAGUCUCUCUGAAGAUUACUAGCUGGUGAACGGAGGACACUUUAGUAGUCAUCCAGAUCAAUUUAUAAGUCAGUCUGGAGUCAUUUACUCUUUUACCUGCAACUAGUUUGAAAAAGGAGAUUCCAGUUUGCUGUGAUGAAGAUCAUGGAUGGUUGACCAGGACUGGCACUCCUUCCAGCCAUUAAUGAGUUGAAGCCAAAAUCCUUUGGUGGCUGAGUAAUGUGGUUCUCUUCUCCUUUAAAGAAGAUCUUGCACCUGUUUUUUCUCCUACCCCCCCGAACUGGAAAACCACUUACUCCCAGAAUUCAGGUCAUGCUUGUCAAUGCUGUAUCACCACAUUUGUUCAUUUAAUAAUCCAAGACUGUAAUACUGCCCUGUAUUCCCAAUAAAGGGUAAAAACGGAACCAAAGUCAUAACUCCAACAUAAAA
Balaenoptera ricei (Rice's whale) is the source of this 1257-nucleotide messenger RNA. Its product is annotated as mitochondrial import inner membrane translocase subunit Tim23. Lineage: Eukaryota; Metazoa; Chordata; Mammalia; Artiodactyla; Balaenopteridae. Gene Ontology annotation, biological process: protein import into mitochondrial matrix. The transcript is spliced from 8 exons. The record is from RefSeq and is a predicted model, not a curated record. Gene Ontology annotation, molecular function: transmembrane protein transporter activity. Bases 150 to 794 code for a protein of 214 amino acids. Gene Ontology annotation, cellular component: mitochondrial inner membrane; TIM23 mitochondrial import inner membrane translocase complex.